CCUUCCUUGUUCGCUGCCGGCCCCUCCGCAACUCGAGGUUUGUUUCGCUUCGCCCUCCUUUCCCCGCGAUGCAGCCCUACAUGGUUAACAUCAAGCUGUCAGCUCGGACGCUCACUGGGGCGCUCAGCCCUCAGAACCGGGGAGCGGCGGACUGGGGCUGGCAAGGCUUGAUUGCGUAUGGAUGCCAUUCUCUUGUUUUAGUGAUUGAUUCCAAGACUGCUCAGACCCUACAGGUUUUGGAAAGACACAAAGCUAAUGUUGUAAAGGUUAAAUGGGCUAAAGAAAACUAUCAUCACAAUAUUGGAUCACCUUAUUCUCUGCGCUUGGCUUCAGCUGAUGCCACUGGAAAGAUCAUUGUUUGGGAUGUGGCUACAGGAGCUGCUCACUGUGAAAUCCAAGAGCACACAAAACCCAUUCAGGACAUGCAGUGGCUCUGGAGCCAGGAUGCCUCUCGAGAUCUGCUGCUUGCAGUUCACCCUCCAAAUUACAUUGUGCUAUGGAAUGCAGAUACAGGCACCAAACUUUGGAAGAAAAGCUAUGCAGAAAACAUCCUUUCUUUUUCAUUUGAUCCCUUUGAUCCAUCCAAUCUAACAUUGCUUACAAGUGAGGGAAUAGUGUUUAUAUCGGACUUCUCUCCUUCAAAGGCCCCUGCCAGUUCAGGGAAAAAAGUUUACAUUUCCAGCCCUCGUUCUAGUCCCAUUCAUAACAAGCUAGUAUCUGCUACAGGUGCUAAAAAGGCACUGGACAAAGUAAAAAUUCUCAUCACAAAUGAAAAGCCAAGUGCUGAAUCUGUAACACUGAAUGACUGCCUUCAGCUGUCCUACCUGCCUUCCAAAAGAAACUACAUGUUGUUACUCUACCCAAGAGAAAUACUGAUUCUUGACCUAGAAGUAAACCAGACAGUGGGGGUGAUAGCAAUCGAAAGAACAGGAGUGCCUUUUCUACAGGUAAUCCCAUGUGUUCAGCGUGAUGGAUUGUUCUGCCUACAUGAAAACGGUUGUAUAACUUUGAGAGUUCGCAGAUCUGUCAGCAAUAUAAGCAGUACAAGUGACGAUCCAGACCCUGAUCCCAUUCAAGAGCUCAUUUAUGACUUACGAAGUCAGUGUGAUGCUAUCAGAGUUACCAAGACAGUUCGGCCCUUCAGUAUGGUGUGUUGUCCAAUUAAUGAAAAUUCUGCAGCUCUUGUGGUCAGUGAUGGCAGAGUAAUGAUAUGGGAGUUGAAAUCUACCAUUUCAGGCCGAAGUCUACGCACUAGCAAUUCAAGUGCAUCUCCUUUGUAUUCACCUGUCUCUUUCUGUGGAAUUCCUGUUGGACCAUCUCAGAACAAACUUCCAGAUUUGUCAUUAGAUAAUAUGAUAGGUCAAGGCAUGAUUUCUGGUGAAGAUCAACUGAAAAGUUACUGUGUGCAAGAAGUGCAUCUCAAGUUCCUGUUAACAGGGCUUCUUUCAGGACUUCCUUUACCUCCAUUUGCUACUCGUAUGUGUCCACCACUCACCACAAAAAAUAUAAAGCAGUAUCAGCCCCUCCUUGCUGUUGGAACAAGCAAUGGCUCUGUCUUGGUGUACAACCUUACCAGUGGGCUUCUACAUAAAGAGUUAAGCAUUCAUUCCUGUGAAGUCAAGGGCAUUGAGUGGACAAGCUUGAGCGGCUUCCUUUCUUUUGCCACAUCAACACCGAAUAAUCUGGGGCUAGUAAGAAACGAACUGCAGUUAGUUGAUCUUCCUACAGGUAGGAGCAUUGCAUUUCGUGGGGAACGAGGCACUGAUGAGCCAGCCAUUGAAAUGAUAAAGGUAUCUCACUUGAAGCAGUAUUUGGCAGUUGUAUUUAAAGAUAAACCUUUGGAACUAUGGGAUAUCAGGACGUGUACCCUUCUGAGAGAAAUGUCCAAAAACUUUCCUACAAUCACUGCUUUGGAAUGGUCACCUUCGCAUAACCUGAAGAGCUUAAGAAAGAAGCAGCUUGCAGCCCGUGAAGCUAUGGCCCGGCAAACUGUAUCUGAUACUACUGAACUUAGCACUUUAGAAUCUUCCAUGAUUAGCUUAUUACAGGAAGCUGAGAGCAAGUCUGAACUGAGCCAGAACAUUUCUGCUAGAGAGCACUUUGUGUUUACAGAUACUGAUGGACAAGUUUAUCACUUGACAGUAGAAGGGAAUUCUGUCAAAGACAGUGCAAGAAUUCCCCCUGAUGGCAGUAUGGGCAGCAUUACAUGCAUUGCAUGGAAAGGUGAUACCUUGGUUCUUGGAGAUGUUGAUGGAAAUCUGAACUUCUGGGAUUUAAAAGCCAGAGUGUCUAGAGGCAUCCCCACACAUCGAGGCUGGGUGAAGAAGAUACGCUUUGCCCCUGGAAAAGGCAACCAAAAACUGAUAGCCAUGUACAAUGAUGGUGCUGAAGUUUGGGAUACAAAGGAGGUACAGAUGGUCAGCAGUCUAAGAAGUGGAAGAAAUGUCACCUUCCGAGUACUUGAUGUUGACUGGUGUACCUCAGACAAAGUGAUCUUAGCAUCAGACGAUGGAUGCAUCAGAGUGCUAGAGAUGACAAUGAAAUCAGCCUGUUUUAGAAUGGAUGAGCAAGAACUCUCAGAACCUGUGUGGUGCCCGUAUCUUCUUGUUCCAAGAGCUUCCUUAGCUUUAAAAGCAUUCUUGCUGCACCAACCUUGGAAUAAUAAGUAUUCUCUGGAUAUUUCUCACAUAAAUUAUCCAGAGAAUGAAAACAUUAAAAAUCUGUUGCAAGAACAAUUGUAUUCAUUGUCCAAUGACAUCAAGAAACUUUUGCUUGAUCCAGAGUUCACCCUUGUGCAGCGCUGUCUCCUGGUUGCAAGGCUGUACGGGGAUGAAUCUGAACUGCAUUUCUGGACAGUUGCUGCUCAUUAUUUGCAUGCUUUUUCCCAGGAGAAAACAUUAACAGCAAAAGCAGAGGAUCUUUUUUCUCAAGAAAAAUGGAUCAGUCCAUUAGAUAUCUGUUAUGAUACACUCAGUGAAAACUCAUCUUUCCAGAAAUUCCAGCUUGAAAGAGUCAAUCUUCAAGAAGUUAAAAGGUCAAAUUAUGAUCACACCAGGAAAUGCACUGACCAGUUACUUCUGUUGGGCCAGACUGACAGAGCUGUUCAACUACUUUUGGAGACAAAUGCAGAGAACUCCUGCUACUACUGUGAUUCACUCAAGGCUUGUUUAGUCACAACAGUCACCUCCUCAGGUCCUUCCCAAAGUACCAUCAAAUUGGUAGCAACCAACAUGAUUGCAAAUGGAAAGCUGGCAGAGGGUGUUCAGUUGCUGUGUUUAAUAGAUAAAGCCGCUGAUGCCUGUCGUUACCUGCAAACCUAUGGUGAAUGGAAUCGAGCAGCGUGGCUUGCAAAAGUUCGCCUGAACUCAGAGGAAUGUGCUGAUGUUUUGAAGCGUUGGGUUGACCAUCUUUGUUCUCCACAAAUCAAUCAGAAGUCCAAAGCCAUCCUUGUUCUCCUUUCCCUAGGUUGCUUCAUAAGAGUGACAGAGAUGCUGCACAGCAUGAGGUAUUUUGACAGGGCUGCCUUAUUUGUUGAAGCCUGUCUAAAGUACGGUACCAUUGAAGUUAAUGAAGAUGCAAAGAAACUAAUCCAUGCAGUGUUUGCAGACUAUGCCAGAAACUUGAAGACUCUGGGCUUUUUGCAGGCUGCAACUUUGUUUGCCUCCAAAGCAGGGGCAGCUGGCAGAGAUUUACUGAAUGAACUCCAGCAGCUUAAAGAAGAAGGCCUUACAGAGUGAAAACCCUAAAUGAACCACUAAAACUUGAGAUGUUCUAUCAGACUGAGUCGUCAAUGCAGUAACUCUUUACAGAUGAUAAAUAGGGGAUUGCUUUGGUGAAACAAAUGUUCUUGGUCAUAACAGAAGUUAUAAAUACAUGUGUGAAGAUUUUUUUUCACAGUUGGUAUAGAGAGCUUGAUUAAUAUAAAGCAAAAGUUUAUAUUUCACUUUAAUCAAAAAUUCAGGAUGGAAGGAAAAGCAAAUGCUCAUCUCUAAGGUGUUUCAGGAAAUUUAUGAAAAAUUAUAGAAAGACUAGUCCAAGACAUUUUACUGCCUGAGGCAGCUGUAUCACAUCAGCUGACAGGUGCGGCCCAUAAUCCUUAGCAAAUGAUGUAGGUGACAAAACUUUCAAAUGGCACGAAGCCAUAUAUCAUCCAACAUUCUCCGCAACAUUAGGAUUUAAUUCUCCAUCAUAUUUUCCCCUCAAAAUUGCUGGCCCAAUCAGCCAUUUCAGAUUGUGUGCUUAUUCAGUACUCGAGUUGAAUUGAUAGCCUUUACUCACAGCUAUGCAAAUAGCAAGAAAGCAAAAGUGUUUCUCUGGGGGUUGUUAGACCAACCUCUGGCCUCUAAUCACAGCUCAGGGAGCUGGGCAAAAGCAUCCAAAUGCUCAUAGUUCCAGGGAACCUUGCAUCCCCUGGACUAGCCCACAGGGAAGCUCCCAAAAGGAUGCUGUGAAGUCCAUGAGCUUGUCUUACCAAGCGUGGGGAACGCUCAGUCUAAUUUAAGUGGCACAUCUUGAUAUUCACUUUGUAAGCUCUUCCACUGUUCUCUCCCUUUCCUUGGAUCAAGGAUAUGAUGAUCAAUCAAAUGCAUAUAUUAUCUCAAUUUAAAUUCUCUCUUUAAUGUCCUCUUCAGUUUACAUCCUUCACAUUUUUUGCAUUCCAUGGUUUUAUAAUAUUUUCUAUGUGUUUCACUAGAAGCAGCAAUUCUUUGUUCUCAAGCACUUGCAAAUAAGCAGCUUUGUUCACUGAAUUAAGUUAUUGAUCAGUUAAUAGUGUGAUAGGUUGCUGAGGAACAAAUGUAUCUGUCUUUAAAUCACAGCAACUGCAAACUAGUCUAUCACUCUUAACAGGAAGUGCUACUUUGGAGCAGCAAAGCAAUAAUGAAGAAUGAUACCAGUGGGAAAAGAACAAAGUGACCCCAUGCCAAGUGCUCAUGAGAAAAAUGCUCUUUUGCUUGUAUUUUCAAAGGCAGCUCUGAAAGCUGGAUAAUUGAUUCUCAGCGAAGUGUAAUGUGCAUUGGACUGUGAAUUCAUUUAACUGUCUUUGAAAAUCUCUUCAGGCUUUGUACCAUAUGGGCUGGUUUAUAGGAUCAGUACACUAGAAAAUCUUUUGAUACAUCCCCUGUCAUUUAAUCAGCAGGGUGUGAUUUCAAGAGCACAAGGGACCAGAACCUGAGAAUAGUUUCAUCCUCAUCUUGCUGAUUUCCUGGAACACACCCUCGCAUUGGUUCAGCACUUCAGUGGUUUAAAGUUUCUUAUGGAUAAUGAUUGUUGAAUGAAUGUAUCACUUUCCAUUGCAAGUUAUAGUUGCUAAUUUGAUGGCUUGAGUAAAAUAGCAGACCUGACGCUUAUUGCUUCAGCACUAAAGGUACUUAGAGACAUCCUGAAACCAUCUCAGGCAAUUAUAUCUUGACUAAAAGCUAGAACUGCUCAGGAUUCUCUUAUACUAUUUGGAAGCAUUGUACACCUCCAGCACGAUGGUAAUCAGAUGAAAAUUCUUGUCUGAAAUUACUUCUUUCAACCUAAAAGACCUGCUUUUAAUUGGACUAGAAGAUCUAUACAUACACAUUGUUCUAUGCAUACAGGUCUGAUACCUACAUUGGAAAUUAAUGAGCAUGUACCCAUGUUAGUUACACUUCAGUAGCAGCAGUUUGGAAUAUGACAGCUGUGUAGAAGAGAAUUUUGUAUUUUUGGUUCACUGUGGAAUUUUCCCCCCAUUCUGUGUAGGGGACCAAAUUUUCUGUUUUGGAAACACAGGCUGAAAAUAUAAAUCCAAAGUGUACUUGCACUUGAAAUCUGGUUAAUCCUUAGUAAUUUAAUGCAAUUUAUUUUAAUAUUCAUCUAACUUGAUAUGAAGGACUUAACAAAAGUAAGUUUUGAAGUCUGCUCUUCCUUGUUUCUAUUUGUCUGUCUUCCAGCCUUUUUACUCUCCUUUUUUCCUGACAUUUUGCUCACUCUCUCCUUCCAAAAGGCAAACAUCUCCUUUGAAAAGCUCACCUCUGCUUUUCUUCAAAUAUAUAUGAUGCACAGUUUCUCAAAGGUACACAGCAAUUCCUCUCCCCACACACGCAUACACAUGACUACAAAUUUGUGAGCACAUUUCUUCUUUUAAUUUUACCCAGGAUAGCACCUUAAGGGGAAAAUGUGAAAGUAAUGGUCUUUAUAUGAAUAGUAGACUUGUCAUUGUUUAUAUGAGGAAGAAAUUGUUUUAACUAGAAUGCCUUUGAAUUGUUUCUCCAUACAUGUUACACAUCAAAAUGUAUACUCCUUCCAGUGUAUUCUAAUGCUUAAUUUACUGAGACAGGAAAUUCAUGAUUGCUUUUGAACCAAGAUUCCCAAGGAAGAUGUUAGAGGAAACUGAGGGUCACUGGAAACCAUAGAGGCAUAAUGCAUAUUUAUGCACUUAUCAAAGGCUAUAUAAGUUUAGCAUUGAAAAGCUAUCAAUAAAACUGGCCUUUAUACUUGUAAUAAAGAAUAGAGUAAGUGAAUGUUAAAUUAUAUUACUAACAUUCCUUACAUGACUCAAUCAGGAUGUUGAGUAAAGCAUUAGUUUUCAGUAGGUUUUAGCAGAAUUUCCCUUAUGGUACUUGCAGACUGACUAGCAGUCUCUGCAAUUUUCACCCUAGAAAUUGACUUCCUGAUAAGUUACUGAUAUUGAGGGAAACCUUACUUUUACUGGUCGUAUUUCUCUGUAUGCUUUACAGUCCAAUUCUACAUGUGUGUACUGAGAAGUAUGUCUUGCUAAGUGGAGUGGGAUUUAUUCUCAAAUAAAUGUGUAGAAUUACAGUCUUAUAAUACAGUCUGUAUAUUUUGCACAGCACAGAAGUGAUUUCUAUCAAUCUCUUUGUACAAAGAUGAAUGAAUCAUUAUAAAAUGCUUUUUUGUUAAAUCAGGAAUCGGUUAUUAAAAUCAGCUCUAAAAACUG
Messenger RNA from Eublepharis macularius, 6922 nucleotides. It is a transcript of the gene WDR11, whose product is annotated as WD repeat domain 11. The transcript has 29 exons. Gene Ontology annotation, molecular function: protein binding. Gene Ontology annotation, cellular component: cytoplasm. Lineage: Eukaryota; Metazoa; Chordata; Lepidosauria; Squamata; Eublepharidae. Bases 69 to 3737 code for a protein of 1222 amino acids. The record is from RefSeq and is a predicted model, not a curated record.